Molecule: messenger RNA, 5018 nt
Organism: Rhipicephalus sanguineus (brown dog tick)
Lineage: Eukaryota; Metazoa; Arthropoda; Arachnida; Ixodida; Ixodidae
Product: casein kinase I
Exons: 9
Coding region: 49-1179 (376 amino acids)
Biological process (GO): endocytosis; signal transduction; positive regulation of canonical Wnt signaling pathway
Cellular component (GO): cytoplasm; nucleus; plasma membrane
Molecular function (GO): protein serine/threonine kinase activity; ATP binding
Source: RefSeq, a predicted model, not a curated record
GGAAAGAACCUCUACAAUAAUGAACAUGUUGCAAUUAAGUUGGAACCUAUGAAGUCAAAGGCUCCACAAUUACAUUUAGAAUACAGGUUUUACAAGCUUUUAGGAAACAAUGAAGGCAUCCCAAAGGUCUACUAUUUUGGACCCUGUGGGAAAUACAAUGCUCUGGUCAUGGAACUCUUGGGGCCCAGCUUAGAGGACCUCUUCGACCUAUGCGACCGCAAGUUCUCCCUCAAGACAGUUCUACUUACCGCCAUUCAGCUACUUCAUCGAAUUGAGUAUGUGCACACAAAACAUCUGAUCUACCGGGAUGUGAAACCGGAAAACUUCCUCAUCGGGCGGCAGUCCACCAAGAAGCACAAUAUCAUCCACAUCAUUGACUUUGGUUUGGCCAAGGAGUACAUAGAUCCUGAAACCAACAAGCACAUUCCCUAUCGGGAACACAAGAGCUUGACAGGCACGGCCCGCUACAUGAGCAUCAACACACACCUCGGCAAAGAGCAAAGCAGAAGGGACGACCUGGAGGCAUUGGGGCAUAUGUUCAUGUACUUCCUGAGAGGCAGCCUUCCAUGGCAAGGGCUCAAGGCGGACACCCUCAAAGAACGCUACCAGAAGAUUGGCGACACAAAACGAGCCACUCCCAUUGAGGUGCUUUGUGACGGUUACCCUGAAAUGGCCACAUACUUGAGGUACGUCAGGCGGCUAGACUUUUUUGAAACUCCCGACUAUGACUACCUGAGGAAAAUGUUUCACGACCUGUUCGAGCGCAAGGGCUAUGUUGAUGACGGAGAGUUCGACUGGACGGGGAAACAGAUGUCAACCCCCGUGGGGUCCCUUCAGACCGGACAGGAGGUCAUCGUUUCUCCAAACAGGGAAAGGCACAUUACUACAAAUGCCCGGUCAAACCCCCAGAAGAAUGCGUGGUUGGACCAAAGCAACCCACGGCAGGCGGGCAAUACGCUGCUCGCCGAGAAGCUGGUACAUCAGGGAGGCGGGGCUGGUGGUGUGCCCCAGGGCUCGGUUCAGGUCGUCUCCUCUACCAACGGUGACCUGGCGAACGAUGACCCCACCACAGGGCACUCCAACACACCCAUCGCAUUACCUGUCGAAGUGGAAGUCGUCUCAGAUACCAAGUGCUGCUGCUUCUUCAAGAAGAAGAAAAAGAUAGGGCGCCAGAAGUGACUGGCCCUGGCGGCUUCGGCCACACCGGACCAGGAGGCCACACUGCUCUGGACAUCCCCUUCAGAUUCCAAGGAGAGUGUGCCCUGUGCUGCCCCGCCGCAUGCCACGGUGGCUGCUGGUGCGCCACACGUCUCGUCCUCAGCCUUCUGAUGGCACCACACUAUUUAUACCAGACACUCCUCACCAUGCCUCUCACCACCCGGACUGCUGAGGAAGAGAAGUGGCAUCGCCCAUCUCUCUUUCGUUGCUCGGUCGGUUCGGAGAGGAGCACAUUGCCGCUGUGUCAGACAUGCUGUGCACUCUUACUCGCAUGGUGGACAGACAGGAGGCAGGGCUUUCUUUCUUUUUUUUUUCUUUUUUUUUCUUCUUCUAUGGAGGUGUUUGCAGUGGCCCAACUGUUGCUAGGGCUGUUGUGCAAUGGCAGUGUUGAAAGGCGGUGGGCCUUGCCCGAGCCCCCCCUCCCCACAUUGUUUCAUUACCAGGUGACCUGUCUUGCCAGUUACUACACACCCAUGGACAAGUGCUGUCAUAAGUUGCCAGUUGUCUUGUGAAUGCAUAACACUUUACCUACGUUGGUGUGUUGCAGCAGUCGGCCCUUUUCUUUUUCCCCCCUCUGCUGCCGUUGCAGCUGAAGAGAGCUGGCAAACAAAUAUUUAUGGCAGUUUGGAGGUUCUCGGAUGUAACGGUAAGGGUACAUAAGAUUCACCUUAGAGAGGCCUCGAAUCUUUUAAUGCUGCCCGGGAGGACGAUAUUUUUCUGUCUUGCCUUCCCUUUGCCCCAGCUGGCACAAGAGAGUUCUUUUGUUAAAUAGGUGUUUUUAUUACUUUUUCUUUUUUUCCUGCUUUUUUAAAAAACACUUGGUUCCAACAGAAACUAUGGCUCGCUGGCGAGUUAGGUUUUUAUUUCAAUGCCGCUGCGCCUUUGCAGGCCUCUCGCCACUGUUGAUGUCUGAUGCCAUCGGGCACACGCUGACUGAUGUGUGCACUGAAGAUACGUGCGAGUACAUAUAGUCACGGUAACUUGAGGAGCAGAACAGAGGGGGAGAAAAGAGAAAUUUUUUUCCAUUGAGCGAGAAAAACUGAGCAGCGUUUCCUCUCACCCAGCCAUGUCACAUUCUUUGGUAGCUGGCACGUGACAUCACUGCAGUCUUCACGUGUCAAGCAAAAAGUGCAUGCCUGGUGCAUAUCCAAGCGAGGAGUGAGCAGUCAAGUCACCAAGUGACGGUGACACAAAAGCGAGCGGUGGUUGUUGAGCACAUACACAGGGCAGGAUUUAGAAAGAAAGGCAAGACAAGUUGCACAUGUCUGAAGGAGCUUGCUGGUCGUGCUCACAGAGGAUGAAGUUAGGGAGUGGAGAGGGUCAAUGUUUGAAGGUCUUCUGGCCUGCCCCCCACAAAAAGAAAAAAAAGAAAAAAAAAUUGUGUGUGUGGUUUACCACAAACAGUGUACAAAUUGUAAAGAAUAGUUUCUUUCUUUCCUCUUGCUGUCACAUCUUUCUUUGUACCGGUCUUUCCUAGUUUAUUUUUGUGCUCUGUCGUCUUAUUAUUUUUUGUAAUAAUCAGGUUAAAGGCUGUUACGACAUUUAGGAGUGUUGGAAGCCAAGAACAGCAAGGUCGUAGGCGUGAGAGUAAUAUGCUGAUUUAUUAGGGCCAUUGGCGGUGACCAUGGCCCCCCUCUCGUCUUUCUAUUCCGCUCCCGCCCCAAAUUCUAUCCCAUGUAUGUGAUCGCUGUAACAGAGUGCGCCUCUUUCCUCCUUGUGUAUAAUACAUUUAUCUCUGCUGCCUUGUACAUAAAGAAACAUAAUAGGUGAAACAAGAGAUGCCACUGCUUUUGUUUUUUCUUUUCCCCUCCCCCCCCCCCUUUUUUUUUUCAUUCUUCAAUCUUCACUUUUAUCUGGGCAUGUUACAAGCACAGUUGUUGAUGUCUGCUCUUACAGCACUCUUAGCGAAAAAAAAAAAAAAAGAGACGGUGGGAGUUGUCUGUGCACGGACCAUUUGUUGCCUUUGCAGCCUUGGCAGUGACGCAAAGGGAAGGACGUUGUUGAAAUGUAGCUGAAAUCUGGUGGUUUCUGGAGCUUUUUUUUUUUUUUUUUUCUGUUCUUUCUCAGCAUGUCAUUUCUGCCGUGGUACUUAGUCAUUUUGUUGAGGCACUGCUUACUCUCGCCCGAUUAUCACGCGUAUGUUGUCCUUGCAGUACACCCCCAUCUUCCAGUCUUGUUUUCUCACUCUCUCUCUCCACAUUAGCUUUCUUUUUACACUGGAAUGAAUGGUUUUUGAUCUCAUGCACACUGCUCUCCCAUAUGUAUAUUACUUGUUGCCUCUGUGAAUGUGUUAAAUGCGUGUGUGUGUUCUUUAGAUCGUUUUGCUCCGAGUUCACCCACAUCAAUCGGCGCACAAUACGAUAGGUAGCAAGCAAUGUGACAAACCAGUCUCUCUUGCGCUGCUGACAAAUUGUGGUGUGCUUUAAUGCUUUUAAAUCUUUCCGAACCCCUUUUGUUGUCUGUUCCUCCCCUUAUCACCUUUUCCUUUUUUUUUCAUGUCUGGUCUUGGUUGCAUGGUAUUUCUAUAAAUAGUCGUAGCUUGGAACAAUGCAAUACCGGUGGAUUUGUUUAUUUUGUGUCCCAAUUGUUUCAUUGUGUUGCAUGUGUGAUCCCACAGUGCUCUUCAUUGUGUCGCUCAGGUGGCUGUGCAAGCUAAGCUGCCCAGGGUUGCAAAUGCGUAUGGAGUUGCUCUUUCUGCUGCUGUUUUUUUUAGGGGGGCACGAAAUGGGCCCUACCAUGACACUAUUUCCUUUCCCUUUGGACAUUAUUAUUAAAUGAGUCUGAUCGACGACUAUUAUAUAGGUGGAUGUGAUACUUCGAGCUCAGACAGCCACAAUAGCAUGUUGCCCCCUCUAGAGAAAAGACGCCAUACAGGGCAUUUGGCAAGUUCUGGCGAAAGGUGGCUGGAUAAGAAUGUCAGCGCUUGUAGAAAAAGAAAAAAAAAAACACAUCAGCCAGCUUUGGUUGGCAGCUGUCUAUAACAUUAUUUCUUUAGAUAGCACAGACUCUGUUGCUUCAGCGUGCUUAUGCCUUGAUUUUAAUGGUAUCUGAAAGCUGUAGGAGUUUGGAAAGCUAUCCAGCCAGCCGUUUUGUUUAGAACACACUUGCUGAAUGUUCUCAAUAAGACUAAGGAUUGCACAAUAAAAAGUGCCUGGCUUUGGUAGAACUUUUUGUGUUGACCAUAAGCAUACUACUCCCUCCUAUUCUACAAAAGGGGGUGCUAAAAAAAAAAAAAAGUGUUCAGUGGAUGAAACGUACACACACAACACACUUUCUAUCCUCUGAAGUAGAUAAGUGUGUGGUGGUUUCAAAGCAUUUUCCUCCGAGGAGCAUUGCCUCGGGUAAUGUUGCUGCCGUCUUUUUCCCUCGCUCGCUGUAGUGCUCGUUAUAGUCUGUGUGGCAAGCCAAAGAUGUAAUGGAAGGGAAAGUUUGCUUGGGCAUGAGAAGUUCAUGGGAGAUGGAAGCCAGAUCAAAAGAAAAAAAAAAGUUUCAUUCCGGACCCCUUCUCGAUGGUGUGCGUCAAUUAUGCUACACAGAUAGCCUUGUGCUGAAGCUGAACUUUGUAUACACACACAAACGCAAGCUGUUGUGAUAAUCAGUGUGUGGCAGAAAGCUGGAUUUUUUUUUUUUUCUUGUGCUGAAACGAGAUACUUUAUUUAGUUUAAAUUUUAAGUAAAAAUCAUUCCCUUCUCCUCCCAUCCUUCUCUUAUGAUGAUAGUUUAGCGAAUUUCAGUCACUCCAGGCCGUUUCUGCUUUUUGUGUGAGUGGUGAGAGAAUAAACUGAAAGCAUGCAGAAUGUU